Zootermopsis nevadensis is the source of this 897-nucleotide messenger RNA. RefSeq names its product E3 SUMO-protein ligase ZBED1-like. The record is from RefSeq and is a predicted model, not a curated record. NCBI's taxonomy places the organism in Eukaryota, Metazoa, Arthropoda, Insecta, Blattodea, Termopsidae. Gene Ontology annotation, molecular function: protein dimerization activity.
UUCAAGAGGAGUACUAAUGCUAAUGAGAAACUCAUAACUUACCAACAAAAUAACACUGGCAGGCAAGCACUCAAGUUGAUUCUCGAUGUACCAACUCUUUGGAACUCGACUUAUGACAUGUUAGAAUGAUUUGCACUACUGGAGGAAUCACUUAAAGCUACAAUAGCAUUAAUUGAUAAAGAUCUUCCCGUUUUGUCUUUUGAAGACUGGAAGAUAAUCCGGGAAUUGAUACAAGUCCUCAAACCAUUCCAGUCAGUCACAAAAACAAUGAGUGGAGAAAAGUAUGCCACAGCAUCUCUAAUCAUCCCACUUGCAAUUGGCCUGAAGAAUGUUUGCAACAUUCUGCUGAAAAAAUCAUUUUGCAAGGAGGUGCAGCAUGUGAUAGAGUGCUACCUUAGAUCAAUACAAGAACGCUUUGGAAGCCUGGAACAAAGCACAACAUUGAUGGUCUGCACAUUUAUUGAUCCUCGCUUUAAGAUGCUGGCAUUCUCUGAUAAACAAAUUUCAGAAAAUGCCAAGCAGAAAGUGAUUGCACUGGUUGCAUCAAAAGUCAACCAUAAUGUUGAUACCACACCACAUUCACCAAUGGUCACUACAGAUGCAGAUGAAUUGUGCGUGUGGAAUUAUACUGACGUAACAGUUGCAAGAAAUACACCAAGAAUAGGUACAGCAACAUCAAGAGCCAUUGUAGAGGUAAAUUGUUACCUUGAAGAAGCAUUUCUUCCAAGGAACGAAGAUCCUUUGCAAUGGUGGAAAGCGCAUCAAUUCAAUUAUCCACACCUCAGCAUGGUUGUCCGUGAAAUAUUUUGUGCAUUAGGUUCUGUGACAGUCUCAUUCUUCAGACACAUAAUCAACAUGCAUUUAAGAAAGGAAUAUGGCGCUAAAUUAAUGAAGUAA